Molecule: messenger RNA, 1178 nt
Organism: Suricata suricatta (meerkat)
Lineage: Eukaryota; Metazoa; Chordata; Mammalia; Carnivora; Herpestidae
Product: CMRF35-like molecule 1
Exons: 4
Coding region: 287-883 (198 amino acids)
Cellular component (GO): plasma membrane
Molecular function (GO): transmembrane signaling receptor activity
Source: RefSeq, a predicted model, not a curated record
ACAGAUGAUCAGGGUCAGACUCCAGGGGGUACUGACUUGAGGGGCCGGAGCAAGGAGUGGGAACACCUCAUCACGUCAGCCAUAUGCUCCCAAAAGUCGCAACUGCUUGGCACCAAAUUAAUGAAAUUAGAAAGUAACUGAAGAAAAAAUUUAGGGGAAGUAGAUGAGAAGACUAAAAAGAAUCAUUUAGAAGACGAGACGGUAGGUUGCUUCUGUGCUCAGUUUAGUCCCCGGAGGGCAGCUGGCAUUUGCUGAGCACCAGCGAGACAACCCAGGCAGGCAGGACAUGCGGCUGCUCCCGGUUCUGUUCCUUGUCGUCUGCCAAGGCCACUUCUCCACCUGCGUGGAGAGAAUGGUGAAAGGCACAGCAGGGGGCACACUGACCGUGCGCUGUACCUAUGAGCGGGGAUGGGAACACUACAAAAAGUGGUGGUGUCGUGGGUAUGACUGGGAUUCCUGCAAAAUCCUUGUUAAAAGCACCGGGUCAGAACGACUGGUGAAGAAGGGCCGAGCAGCCAUCCAGGACAAUCACAGCCAACGUGUAUUCACCGUGACCUUGGAAAAUCUCUGGUAUGAUGACGCAGACACCUACUGGUGUGGGAUUGAGAAAGUUGGCAACGACCUGGGGUACAAAGUAUACGUGGAUGUUGACCCAGCACCCGAUCCAACAGACUCUCCCAAGCCUGUGGCAAGAACACCAGCCAGUAGAGCUUCCUUGCUUCCAUUUUCCCAGGGCAUCAACAGCCGCCAGCCCAUUGUGAUCAACCCCCAAAGCAGGUCGGGGACCUUGGCCUUCAAUGUAGCAGCAGCACAGAAUCCUCCUGUGUGGAUCCUCCUGGUACCUCCUCUCCUUGUGGCCCUCGAGUGGCUCUGCCAAGGAUAAAUAACUAUUACAUUGUUCAGGACUCUGGCCAGUGGUGGGGUUUCCAAAUGCAGACCAACCAGUAAGCAUAAAACCUGGAUUAAACCAAAAAGUUCAACGUGUGCCCACAUGGACACAGACCCCUGAUGGGCCAGCUGCACAGAAGUCCGCUGAUUCCACCUGCUGCUGUGCUGGUGCCUCCAAGAAAGAAUUCCUUCAAUGUAUAAGAUUGAAGACAGGGUUGGACCAUCACCUAAUCUUCAUCUAAUCUGUUUGCACCAUACAUUCCCUAUUAAAAAUCUUUGGCUUUCCUGAA